Messenger RNA from Pipra filicauda (Wire-tailed manakin), 6707 nucleotides. It is a transcript of the gene AGK, whose product is annotated as acylglycerol kinase. Lineage: Eukaryota; Metazoa; Chordata; Aves; Passeriformes; Pipridae. Gene Ontology annotation, biological process: protein insertion into mitochondrial inner membrane; ceramide biosynthetic process. Gene Ontology annotation, cellular component: TIM22 mitochondrial import inner membrane insertion complex; mitochondrion. The transcript has 16 exons. The coding region runs from base 178 to 1440 and encodes 420 amino acids. Gene Ontology annotation, molecular function: ATP-dependent diacylglycerol kinase activity; acylglycerol kinase activity; ceramide kinase activity. The record is from RefSeq and is a predicted model, not a curated record.
AGGGCCGGGACACGGGGGUGGGGGUGUGAAAACACUUUUCCUCGGGAUUUGUGGGGUUUUUGUUGUUUGUCCCUUCCAAUCGUGGCCGGGCGCCGGCGCGGAACGCCGGGGCCGCGGGAGCCGUUUCCAGCCGAGCCGGGCCGGGCGGCGGCAGCGGCGGCGCUUCCCGAGGGCGGGAUGGCGAAAGUGGUGGCGGCCCUCAGGAACCACUGGAAGAAAUCCACGGUCGGCGCCUGCCUGCUGGGCUGGGGAGGGCACUGGCUCUAUGGGAGGCACUGCGAUAACCUGCUACGAAGAGCUGCAUGCCAAGAAGCCCAGGCUUUUGGCAACGAGCUGAUCCCUCCCACUAUGCCAUUGAAGAAAGCAACAGUGUUCCUCAACCCAGCAGCUUGCAAAGGCAAAGCCAGGAACCUUUUUGAAAAGAAUGCGGCACCAAUUUUGCACUUAUCUGGCUUGGAUGUAACUGUGGUUAAGACUGAUUAUGAGGGACAAGCAAAAAAGCUGCUGGAAUUAAUGGAAAACACGGAUCUGAUCAUUAUUGCAGGAGGAGAUGGCACAGUACAAGAGGUCAUAACUGGACUUCUCCGCAGGGCAGAUGAGGCUGCCUUCAGUAAGAUUCCUAUAGGAUUCAUACCUCUUGGAAAAACCUGCACUCUGAGCCACACGCUGUACCCUGAGAGCACAAACCAAGUCCAACAUAUUACUAAUGCUACACUGGCCAUUUUGAAGGGAGAGACAGUUCCACUUGAUGUCUUACAGAUCAAGGGAGAAAAGGAACAGCCUGUAUUUGCAGUUUCUAGUUUGAGAUGGGGAUCUUACAGAGAUGCAGGAGUUAAAGCUAGCAAGUACUGGUACCUUGGGCCUCUGAAAACCAAAGCAGCUCACUUUUUCAGUACAUUUAAGGAGUGGCCUCAGAAACAUCAAGCUGCUCUCAUGUAUGUGGGUCCAACUGAGAGACCUCCAGAAGAGCCAGAGGAGAAACCAUCGAGACCUCCUUUGUAUGUGAGGCUUUACAGACGGCUUCGCUCAUACUGGUCACCUCCAAAAGAAUUUGCCCGGGAGGUAACCCCCGAGGACUGGGAAGAACUGAAGCUCUCCACCAUUGAGCUUUCCAUUGCAACUCGGAACAGGCAGCUUGAUCUAACACGCACUGAGGACUUCAUGGACAUUUGCAUUGAAGCAGAUACUGUCAGCAAAGGAGAGUUUGUUCACAGAGGAAGUCAAAAGAUCCGUGACCCACAUACGUGUCCUGAAGGGAGUCAGUGCAUCCAAGCCAGCAGAUGCAUCUUGCAACUUCCAGAGGGCACUGAGGGAUCCUUUGGCAUUGAUAAUGAGGAGUAUGAAGCUAUGCCUGUGGAGGUGAAGCUAUUACCCCGGAAACUCCGCUUCUUCUGUGAUCCCAGAGUGAGAGAGCAGAUGCUCCAUGCAGCAAUACAGUGAGAAUUCAUUUCAAAGGGGCCAGUGUUUACUAGUCUUACCAGGGUCUCUUCAAAGUGCAUGAGACCUCACUAACUUGAUUAACCCCAGCAGACUAAUAAGCCUUUUGGCUAUUUUUACGCACAAGGUACUUCCAUUGGAAGUGGAUGAUUUGACCGGUCUCAAAGGGGUUAAAAAUGCAAAUGAAAAUUCUGAGAAAUGCAUGUUAAUUUGAUGGCAUCUUUUUUUUUCCCCCUCCCUCCGAGAAGUCAUCAGUGUUCCAUUUACAGCACUGCAGGCUGAGUGCUGUGUGCCAGAUGCUACUGCUGUAAUGCCAUUGUAUAUUAAAGUAAAACGAAAGCACACUUGUUCUUGUGUUCUAAGAGUUUAGGUCUACUUUACCCAUGUAUAAAUCUGGAAAAAAAUUUAUUUUGGGGGGAGUGAUGCUAAGGAAUUCUAUGAAGUGUUGGGAUUGCCACAUUAAAACAGGUGGUUUGUUAUCUGCUCCGUCACAAAAUAAAUUGGAGAUUGGUGAUACCAAGCUUCGGAGCAAGUUUCAAAACUCCCGAUAUGUAUCUGGAUGAGAUAUUUAUGUCAGCCUUUUUCAUCUUGCCAGAUUCAACAGCACAGAGUUCCAGUAAUAAUAUAGUAGAAAUAUAUUCCUUUGAUCAAGUUUAGGCAUAUUACACAGAAGCAAAUUGGAAAACAUCGUUGACCCAAAGCUGUAUGAGGUACAUGUGGAAAGACUCUUUAACAAGCUGAAUGAGUCUUUUUUUGUAAGUAUUCCUUUUAUUCCUGUAGUAAUAUAACACAAGUAAGGGCAUCCAAAUAAUUUUUAUUAUUCAUCGUGUCUGGUUGCUCUCCUCUAAUGUAAACAGUGCUCACCACUCCUUAUGCAAUCUAUAUCCCCUUGAGCCUCAGUACCUUAAUUAGUUUUGUUGCUUUUCUGAGCUUUUGUUUACAGCUUUGCUUUAAUUGCUGAAAGGAAAUAUUAUUGACUUAGGCAAGGUUAUGUGUUGCCCUUCUUAUUGUAGCUUAUAAACUCACAUGAUUCUACCUUGCUUACUGGAAGAAAAAUCAUCUUUAUUUUUCUGAUGUGAUUGUUGCUUGUCUGUAGUCUCUGUGUUACACUGUGAUGUAGUCUAAGUUCAUCUGUUGACUCCUUGCUGUAUUCAAAAUACGAACAUUAGUGAAUUGACUUCCAGCUGCUUUUUUAAGGACUGCAUCCUGGCUACAUGCUGCUUCACUAGCAUCCUCUGCUGGAGACUUCAUAAAGGAAAAAUGCCUUGAAAGGGAAAGCAGGGUUGAGUUUCUGCAUGAUGCUGGAACUACACUGAAUGCUCUCCUUCCAUGGACUGUUCUGUGGAGUAACUAAUUACCUAAACUAGAUGAUCUUUCAAGUCCCUUCUAGCCCUAACCAUUCUUCACUAAGAUCUCAGGGAGUAGAAGCCUGCUACUUCUUUUUCAUAGUUAUGCUGGUGAUAGGUCCUGUUUUGUGCUGUCUUUCUUUUGGUUUGCAGCUAUUAAGAGUGCCCAAUGGACCCCUGAGUCACUCUCCAAGGAACAUGUUGGCUGUGCUCUGCUCUUUUUGCUUGCCACAGAGACACCUGGGACGUUGCUCUGCAGCCACUGGCUCAUUCAGAAUCAGGGACAAUUCCCACCAACAGUUUUUCCUCAAGCUGAUAUUUCUGUAAUAAAAUGUGUUUUUUCCUCAAGUGGCAGGAAAGACAAGGCAGCAGCCAUUUCAAAAAGGAAAGGAAGAUGAUCUGAAGAGGAACAACCGGUCUGGUUCUCAGAGAAAGAAAGCUGACUAUGGAAUUAUGUUACACAUGAUGUUUCAUAAUAUGGCAAACCAGUGCAACAUGAAAUCACUGCAAGAGGCUCCCUAAACCUAACAGAGACCAAGUAUCAAGAGGUAGCCACUCACAAGAUGAAAAGGUCCUCUUCACAGGAGCUGCAAUCCUCACCCACUUCUUGAGAAUACAUUAACAUCUGCCUGAGAGAAGGGAGACACAUUCAUUGCACAAGUGAACCUCAAAGCAUUAUGUGAAGACCAGAAUCUCCAAGAGAUGAGCUGAAGCAGUGGAAUACUUGGAAAAUACUAUGACAGGGAAGAGAGUACAAAGGAGCAGUGUCCUCUUUAUCCCACAUCACACAGCUCUCCUUUCAGGAUCAGGACCCAGACUUCAGUUAUUACCUCUGGUCGUUGAGCCGCCGGUACUUCUCCUUGUCAGCAUUGUUAAUUUUCAGGAGUGGCUGCAGAUGCUCAUGAUGCGUCUUCACGUUCUGGUUGUCCACAUAGACAUCAUAGAGAUCCCGUUUCUGCUCAAAGAUCUUUUCUGUUGUACCUGCCAAAAUCAGAGGAGAUUUUCAGAGCAGCACAUUGCUUUCCCAGCAGACCAACUGUUCUUGCCUGCUUUCAUAGUUAGUCAUUCCAUGCACAACCUAUUUCUCAUCAGUUUUAUUCCACAGUCUGGUGUCUCAGCCUGAAGUUAAAAACAUCACACCUAAUCCAUCAUACUUACAGGCCACGUAUGAUACUUCUGUCUCCAGCAUUUCUAUGUCUGCCACAUUCACAUAGAAGAAUGGUUUGGACUCUGGGACAGUUCCUCCAAGACCAGGCAGAGAAACAUUUGCAAGGCAACAGCAGCAAUACACUGCGAACAAGAGAAGUACAUCCUGAGAUGCUUCUGGUUUUCCCUCAAGGGCAAUCUGAACCCCACUUACCCAGCCCUCCUGCACACUUCUAUGAAAACAAUGGUUAGAGCUCUGAAAUGCCCCUGAACACCAGAACUUCUCAAGUGACAACAUCCUGUUUUGGAUAGGAAAUAAUUGGUUCUCCCAUAGGAAUCUCAUGUUCUGGAUUCCACAAAUUCAGUCAGUGCUCUUAUUGUCCUGUGCUAAUAGGAACUGUGUUUGACAGUGCCAAAUACGUUCUUACUCAAGAGGCCUGAAGAAAAGCAUUUUGUAGGAAAGGCUUAAAUGCAGAGUGAACGGUAUCUUUGUGAGGAAUGGUCACAAUGCAUUUUGAAGACCUGCAUGAUGUCUACCCCCUCGGUACCCACGGGCAUUUCUGCAAGGCUUCAGCCUACUAGAUCAGAGCUCUGCAGUGUCCCUGGAAACAUACCUCUAUAGCAGACAACUCCAACUGGGGGUGGUGAAAAUAUCAAUAUGCGCUUGCGCAGCAGGGCAAACUUCCAGAGGACAAGGAUCUGCUCACCGAAGAAUUUGAUGAACUGAGACAUACAGCCAGCAGGGUGUGUGAUCUGCAGGUGGAGGGAAAGGGAAGAAAACAGCUCAGAGGUGAAACAGGGACACAUGCACAGAUGCUAAGUCUAAAUGUGGGAGCAAGACCAGCACACAGCUUGUAACAGUCCAAGUAACAAAAUCUUAUCUAAGGCAGCCUAAAAAGCGCAGGAGUGACUGCUUACAUAAAGACAUAUGAGACACCAGCAAGGAGCAGCAGCACUCUGACCACUCCUGCAGGCCUCAGAGCACCUGCCUCACCUUCAUCUCUGGGUACAUGUAUCUGUGGAUGGAAGGCAGCCAGUGGACAGGUUGCUGAGAGCCGGGGGUGCCCUUGCUGUCAGGGAGAACUCCUUUCUUGUCAUCAUAGAACGCCUCUAGAUGGGAGUAGUGCCCUGGCAUCUCCAGCUGGUGUCUGGAAAAGAGAGGAAAAAAGGGGAGAUCUGUAGUGUCUCCAGACUAUUUAUUUAGUGCCUUGCCCUCAGCCAACAUCUGAUCUCCCAGCCAGAAGGGGUUCUGGGUGCCUCAGUUGCACAGACUCAUCCAGGAGGGCAGACAAAGCGUCACGAUUAACCAGCAGCUUUCAGUGCAGCCAGAGAACACGGGCAGGACUGAUGCCAGCAGCAAGCUCGUGUAUGCACAGUACUGAUCCUGUUUUAAAUACACUCAGGUAGGAACAGCUUUCUUUUCUACCAUCACCAUUUUCCCUGCUAGAUCCACUCAACACAGCUGAAGUACACAACUAGCCAGGAUUACCAUCAUAAGUUUAGAAGCCUUUUGUAAGCCCUUAGUAAAAUGGUUUUUGGAAGGAGAAAAGGGGAACUUCUUGUCCUCUCAUCUCUCCUUGGGACAAUUAUGUCCACAUAAAAUAAGUAGGGCUUGGGUAGCAUUUGACUAGCCUGUUAGCAAAGAACAGACUGCUGCUAAUUGCUCCCUUAUCUCCUUCACCUUGUGAACCUGUAGGACUUUCUGGAGAAAUGGUCAUUCAGGGAAAUCACAGCACAGCGUUGUAGCCGAAUCUCACUCAACGCCUAAAACCGCUCUCCACGGAGGCUACGUUACCUCUCCCAGGCCAGUCCCAUUCCCAAGGGAACUUACCUGACCUGGUUCUCCAGGAAGUGCAUGUACCUAUACAGCAGGGUGUAGGAAGGGGAGAGAAUCCCCACGGACUUCAUGCGGGCACCACGCUCUAACUCACUCUCCACAGGCAUGUUGGCAAAGCAGGCCAGGCCAAAACAGAGCCCUUUCCGGAAAUAACUGGAGACAGAUGUUUGACAGAAGGAUUAAUGUUAAAAAGAGGAAAAAAAGGAGAAAGAAAGGUAACUGACUGCUAAAAAUACUGAUUUGGGAACACAGUUUCUUCUUUAAGGAUUCUCCUGAAAUCCCACCCUGCUAUCUGAAGGGCUGAGGACAGGUGCCCCAGUCUUCUCAGGAACAAGACAGGAUAUUUAAGGCAAGAGUGCACUAAAGCCCCUACCACACAUCACAGGCCAGUAAGGAAUGCAAGUAAGGAAAUAACUUGGAAUGAAGACUAAAAGAGGAUGCACAACUCAGUCAAUGCAGUGCCCUUCCUCCAAGGAAGAAGCCUGCAGUCGUGCAGUUCUGAGUACAGUCUAGCUACCUACUCAUAUUUUGGGUGCUAGCACAUUGAAGCACACUCCAGUUGACUGCAAGGGUUCAGUUCAUGCGCCUUUGAGAAAGUAACUGUUCUUCCUGCCCAAAAGGAAUUGCGACACUGCAGUUCGUUGCAAAACAUUGCUGCAUUGCAACACUGGGUUAGCAAAAUGCACAAAGUUCCUAUGCCUUUCUGCUGAAGGAAGGAGCUAGCAAAGAAAACAGUAAGCAAGAACUGUUUAUCGGAACAUUUAAAGGAUCCAGAAGCACUGGCAGAAUUAAGAACCUUUUUCUAAGACCUGUUUCUGCAAAAUCCUUCCCAUUCCAGUUCUGCCGUUCUUUCCCCUUCUCCCUAGGCGUCUGCUGACAGUCCCAAUAGUGGCAGUGCAGUGUAAUUUGCCCCAUACACAUUAAAAUUUGCACCCCACUGA